AUGUGCCGAGAAUGACGUCGCUUGGCAAGUCUGACUCCCUCGCAGUUUUUAUCAGUCUUCUGUCGGGAAGCUAGAAAUCAGAAAUAUUCUAUUACAGGAACAAAAUGGAAAAUAUCCGCGGAAGCCGUCUUAAUCUUCGGCGUCAGUCGUGGCGUUUAAACUGCUCUCUGCGGUUGUAGAUUAGCGACGGUUAAUGCUGAAAUGCGAAGGUGUCUAGCCUACUUCUGAGCUUCAGACUGUCAGAACUGAAACUAGUGGAUGUAUGUUCUAGAGGGACAGACUAGUUAAAUACCAGCCUUUACGCCGGGGAUAUUGCAAAGGAAAAAUACUGAACUGUUUCUUCUUUUUCAUUCUUGGCUUAUUGCUUCCCUGCAACAUAGCCACCUGACUAAGUUGGAUGUCGCAAUUAAGGUGUAUCAAUGAUUCUGCCAUGGAGACCAAAAGAUACCAAGGUUUCUCAGAGGGAAUGGACAAGGAGAAGAGAUGGGCUCAGGUGCCUGAGGCAAUGGAGUACUUCUGUACCAUGGAAGAGGAGAGCAAGACCAACAGCGACAUCCUAAUGGACAUUGUGAACAUUGCCUGUUCUCCCAGCACGAUAGCAGUAAAGGAAAACCGCGGGGAGAAGCCGGAUCAGACCCCUGCUCCGCUGAGCCAGAACCAACAGCAGUUCGUUUUCCCCCUUUUGAACAACACCGGCCACAGCUGUAAGCAGGAAAUGGACUCCAAAGAGCUUUCCAAAACCGUGGCCGAGUCGAUGGGUUUGUACAUGAACGCAGCGAGAGAGGUGGACUACGGCUUCGGCCAGCAGACUGCACAGGGAGGAGACCUAGUCAGUGACGGAAAACUGUUCCCCAGCAGCGGACAGCACCCUGCGUCAGUGGGGCGUCCAAAACCGAAACCUCUCAACUUGUUGGCCUCGGCGCCUUACCCCGUGAUGUCCCGCCCCUCCAACGUCCCGACGAUGGCCUGCCGCCCUGCCGCCCUGCCAGGGACCAAGGACGCUCUGGCGCCGUCCCAGCACUGCAGCCCACAUGCCUCCAACGGCGCCAAGUCCAGCCCCGUUGGCAGCAAUCUGGUGUCGUCCACCUCCAGCCCGACUAACUUCGAGGCGCCGUGCCCGUCCAUGACCAGCCCCAGCGGCCAGGCCCCGGCGUUGCCCGGCCUCGGACAUGUCCACCACGGCCGGAUCCCCUCCGCCUGCAGCCCUGUUCACACAAACAGCGUAGGGUCCCCGCUUGCCAGCCCCCUCAACGUCAUGAGGUCCCCCAUUUCCAGUCCCCAGAGCAUGGGCAGUGUAAGGUCCCCACCCUCGUGCAACCCCGCCGCGAGGUCCUCGGUGUCCAGCCCAACUGGUGGCAACAAAAACAACAGCAGCAUCAGCAGCAGCACCAAUAUGCAGGAAUCAAUGUCUAGUCCGGGAAAAGUCAAUGCCAUGUCCGUGUCUAGCCCCCCUACUUCAACAGCCUUCCACAUGUCCAGCCCUGUGAGCGGUCUGGGUCUGGUGCAGAAAGAAGAUGGCAGCCCUGAGAAGACAGACCGAGACUUUAAAGGUUUCGAGUUCCCCAAAGUGGAGAAGGUGGACGGUGAGCUGUAUAGUGUUGGCCUGGACCAGAUGGGUAUGGUGAAGUACAUAAAGAACGAGCCAGAUGGAUUGAGGAGCAUGUGCGUGGGCAAUGAGAGGGGCCACGUGCCUCACUCUCCCUUCACCAUGCAAAUAAAAACUGAACCAGACAAAGAUACGACGCAUCUGAACCCUCACUACAAUGGACAGCAGAACUCUUUGGCUUUUUUUCCACCAGAGACCACUUACUUGUCCUUGAGGGACAACGUAGAUGAGCACAGCCUUUCGGGGAUUUUAGGACCGCCAGUCUCAUCGCUCAACGGCAACUACCAACCCGAUGCGUUUGUUAACAGUGUCUUGCCUAAGGGGAUUAAGGAGGAGUCUAAAGAUGGCAGCUAUUACCAAGAGAAUAAUAACAUGCCAACAUCGGCCAUUGUUGGUGUUAAUUCAGGCGGACAUUCAUUUCAUUACCAGAUCGGAGCGCAAGGAACGAUGUCUUUUUCUCGACAUGAUGUGAGGGACCAGUCAAACCCCUUGCUGAAUUUGAUUUCUCCUGUUACUGCUCUGAUGGAGUCGUGGAAACCCCGAUCUGGCCUGGCACAGAACCCCAUGGCACCGCGAGUGGAAGCUUUUCCAGGUCAAAGGUGCAUCACAGAAAAUAUGGCAAGCGCGAUUCGAAACCCAUCCUCGAGUUCAUCCUCAGCCAAAGUGUGUCUGGUGUGUGGAGAUGAAGCCUCUGGAUGCCACUACGGGGUCGUCACAUGCGGCAGCUGCAAGGUGUUCUUCAAAAGAGCCAUAGAAGGUCAGCACAACUACCUGUGCGCCGGACGAAAUGACUGCAUCAUUGACAAGAUCCGGAGGAAGAACUGCCCGGCUUGCAGAGUCCGCAAGUGUCUGCAGGCUGGCAUGAACCUGGGAGCCCGCAAGUCCAAGAAGCUGGGCAAAUUAAAAGGAAUCAGCGAGGACGUGUCCCUGCCGGGCUCCAAGGAAGGCCACACGCACUUGGCCCCGGAGAAGGAGUUGGGCGCCAGCAGCGCCCUGGUGCCCCACGUGUCCGCGGUGACGCCAUACCUGGCCCCGCCCAUCUGCAGCAUGCUGGAGCUGAUCGAGCCGGAGGUGGUGUACGCCGGCUACGAUAACACCCAGCCCGACACCACCGACCACCUGCUGUCCAGCCUCAACCAGCUGGCCGGGAAGCAGAUGAUCCGGGUGGUCAAGUGGGCGAAAGUACUUCCAGGUUUCAGGAACCUGCCAAUCGAGGACCAAAUCACUCUCAUUCAGUACUCCUGGAUGUGCCUGUCGUCCUUUGCCCUCAGCUGGAGGUCCUACAAACACACCAACGGCCAGAUGCUCUACUUCGCACCAGAUCUGGUUUUCAACGAGGAGCGCAUGCAACAGUCAGCCAUGUACGAGCUGUGCGUGGGCAUGAGGCAGGUGAGCCAGGAGUUUGUGCGUCUGCAGCUGACCCACGAGGAGUUCCUGGCCAUGAAGGUCCUGCUGCUCCUCAGCACAGUUCCCAAGGAUGGGCUGAAGAACCAGGCCGUGUUUGAGGAGAUGAGGAUGAACUACAUCAAAGAACUGCGGAGGUCGGUGGGGAACGCCACCAACAACUCCGGGCAGACCUGGCCGCGGUUCUACCAGCUGACCAAACUACUGGACGCCAUGCAUGACCUGGUGGGAGAUCUUCUGGACUUCUGCUUCUACACCUUCCGUGAGUCCCAGGCCCUGAAGGUGGAGUUCCCGGAGAUGCUGGUGGAGAUUAUUAGCGACCAGCUACCAAAGGUGGAGUCGGGCUUGACCCACACACUCUACUUUCACAAGAAGUGACACCAGACCGGAGCCUCAACAGAGGAGGAAGGACUUUGCCUUAAAGUCGCCGGCGCCAGUGCGCCCCCAGACGAGUUGAGAAAGAGGGAGGCUCGCUCAUUGGGUAUCGCUGCCGCCCGUCAGCAGGUGAGCCAAUCCGGAGGAACGUCUCGGAGGACAAUGCACUGAAAAGGACUUGUGUCAUGUGACAGAGCAUCCUGCCCCCAAAGACAAUGAAAAUGUUUUUUUUUUAAUGGAUAUGAAGCCAUACAGACAUUUUGUUUUCGAUCACACACUCGCAGUCGCACACACAAAUACGCUAAAUCGCUUACCUCUCCCUGGAAACUGAAAUUGAUAACUGUGGCUUUUAUAUAACAAUUACUACUAGAGAAAACCAACACUUACUUUGCUUUGCAGUAUAUUGUUUUCAGAGGCAGUCCUGCAGUGAUUCAACACAACACAACACAUUUUGUUUCUGUGUAGGAGAAAAUAUAGGCUAUUUAUAAGGGUGGACACAUGUAUGUGUGAGCAUUUUCUAAGGGCUUUACAAGUUAAGCAACAGACUGUUGUGUUCAAAACUGGUAUAGACUGAUGUUUUUAAAGUAAGCCUAAAUUUCUGGUCUGUAUGUAUUACGCUACACACAUGUGCAUGAAUCUGUUAUUAUUCAACAACAAUCAAGCUUUUACUGAUAUGCAAAAUGUAGAAAUAUAUAAUCUAUACUAAGCAACAGAAUCCGAAAACAAAAGGAGGCACUUGCAAAAGUGAUGUGGGCAAGUAAAAACAGGUGGAACAUGUUGUGGUCAGAUGCAUUGUGUUCCCUGAUGUACAUUUAGCCGCAGUGUGGAGCUGCAAGUCAUUCAGAUAUGCUUGUAUGUUACACAUUUUUCAGUACUUCAGUAGUCACGUAGAAAAACAGGUGCAAUUUAGAUCCACUUGCAAUACAAUACAAACUUGUUUUUUGUCUCAUGACAUGUGUGUAACUGAUUUAUACAUAGCCUUUGCCACGAUUUAUGUACCUACUUAUUAGAGCCAAGUAGUUGUGUUCAUUUUAUAGUCUGAUAAUCCAUUCAGUUAAAACCAGCUUUGUGGAAGCAGCAGAUACUUACAGUAACUUUAUUUCAAGGU
Megalops cyprinoides (Indo-Pacific tarpon) is the source of this 4493-nucleotide messenger RNA. Its product is annotated as mineralocorticoid receptor-like. Gene Ontology annotation, molecular function: DNA-binding transcription factor activity; zinc ion binding; sequence-specific DNA binding. Bases 398 to 3388 code for a protein of 996 amino acids. The record is from RefSeq and is a predicted model, not a curated record. Gene Ontology annotation, biological process: regulation of DNA-templated transcription. The transcript has 9 exons. NCBI's taxonomy places the organism in Eukaryota, Metazoa, Chordata, Actinopteri, Elopiformes, Megalopidae.